CUGCCCGAGCGGUGCCGGCGGGACGGCGGGAGCGGAGCGGCGGGGCCCGUGCGCGGCGCUCUGCGGAGGAAGGCACCGGCCGGCUCCGCCAUGUCCUACUGCAGGCAGGAAGGAAAAGACAGAAUAAUAUUUGCAACCAAGGAGGACCAUGAGACACCGAGCAGUGCUGAGCUGGUUGCAGAUGACCCGGAUGACCCUUAUGAAGAGCAAGGAUUGAUAUUGCCCAAUGGAGAUAUCAAUUGGAAUUGCCCAUGUCUGGGUGGAAUGGCUAGUGGUCCCUGUGGAGAGCAGUUCAAGUCAGCCUUUUCUUGUUUCCACUAUAGCACAGAGGAAAUAAAGGGAUCAGACUGUGUAGACCAAUUCCGUGCCAUGCAGGAAUGCAUGCAAAAAUACCCAGAUCUUUACCCUCAAGAGGAUGAAAAUGAUGAGAAGUCCACCAAAGAUUUGGAAGCUGCCUCUAUGGAGGCCUCUGCUGCCAAAGAAGAGAAGGGAUCCAGCUAAUGAAGAUGCAAGGAGGCUGUCGUCUCCAUUUCUCAUUUUCAGAGACAUGGACUUCUGCACUGUGUCUGUCUUCUGAGUAGUGAGGAAAUGUUUCACCAUAUUCUGUGCACUGUAUCAUAAUAAGUAAUUUAUUCCUGAAGGAGAAAUCUCAGAGCUACAGCCUUGCAAAUAAAUACUGCAAAAAGAGUGAGUGUGUGUAAGUACUGUGUAACCUGCUUUUGGACACAGUUAAAACUUUAACAGCUGUUCUUUGCCCUCAAGUUUUCCUUUGGUUUUGACUUGAAUAAUGUCUUGAAGUACAUAGCUUUCAACUAAAAUUCUACUGGCACACCAGGUCUGUCUUCAUUUCAGUAUGUUCUGAUCAGUAGCUGCUUUGUUGGUUUUUUUAAAUGUAUUCUGUCCUAUCAAUAGAAAUUACAUUAAAUGAUUGUUUUUCCUUUAAGACUUUUUUUCCAAAGUGAUGUGAGACACUGGAAAUGACCUAGAUCUAGAAUUUCUAAAAUAAUUUCAAAUGGUCUUACUAGAUUAUGAUUGCAUUUUACUACUGGCAUCAGAUCAGGACUGCCCAGGAAAAUGUUGAAAUGCACAUCUUCUUUGAUUUCAUUUACUUACUGUGAUGGCUUUUGCAUUUUUGAAAAUGGUGUGUUGUGCAACUGAUGAUUAAGAUGAAUGAAAAGAAUGUUGGUCACUGGCUUUAUUUUUGCUCUGAUAAUACAGCUUUUGGGUUCCUUUGGUUAUUGCCUUCUCCUUCGAUGUAUAGAUGGGCACUUGUAAAAUACUUUGAGAUACAAUAAAUUGUUACCUGGUGUAAUGAUCUCAAAACAGAUACUGUGACUUAAGUGCAUAUUAAAAAACAAAUACUUUUUACCCUCACUGGAAGCUCCUGUGUCUUUGUGGUGUGGUGUUUUGUUUGGUUGGUGUUUUGUUAACACUGAUUGGAUUUAAGAACUAUUUGGUGCUGUAACCUUGAACGAAUUUGUGGGUUGUGAAGAUCAGUUGCUCCAGCUUGUCAGAUUUUUAUUCUUACUCUUUUCUCCUCAGCCCAGGCAGGAAGGCAUAAGACACCUAAAGCAUUUUCAGUAGCUGUCAUAGACUGGAUCAUGAACCAGCAAAUAAACAUGAACAGCUAUUAAAAUAUUUGAAAACUGCUUAAGAGGUACAAAUAAUUUAUUAAUUCACUAUAGUUUAACAGCUGUAGAUAAGGGAGUACUAAAUUGUCUUUCUGAGCAAAAGACAGGCUGAGAUUUUUAUUUUUUUUUUCCCAGAAGAGACUGUGGCGUUGGCUUCAGUAACUUUAUUGCAGGUCGGUUUGGGGUUUUUUUUUCCUCUCCUUAUGUGUUGGUUACCUCACCCAAAGCAUAAAAGGUUGUAUUGUCAGUAAUGCUGCCCACAAAGUCCAGCAAUGUUUAAACACUUGCCUUUCUCUGUGGGCAGCACUCUGGAGUGCUCUGCAGCUUUAAUUUCAUAUAGCUCUUUUGUGUCUUGCUUGCAUAAAUUAAUUUGGUGCCACCGAUGUUUGUGAUUGUUUAAGGGAAUUUCUGUCAAGUUUUACAGUGUGUUUGAGGUGUUUCUGUUUCAGUUCAGCUGUUGGAUCCUCAGAAAAUGUAGGCAGUUAAGUGGCUGACAACUAAUUUGUUUUGGGGGCAGCAAUAGCAGGUACUCUUGGCAUUGCUGCUUUUCAAAGAAACAAGGUGACAGAACUUCUCAGUGACUCUUUUCAGGCAUAGGAAGCCAAGUGCCAAGUUAACCUGAGCAAACAGGCACAAAAGCAGCACAGAUAAACUUUGGCUCUGAGGCAGUUGGGCCGUGAAAAUGAAAUCUUAGGCAAUAGAUGAGCACUGGGCACCAAAUUAAAAAACAAA
Molecule: messenger RNA, 2363 nt
Organism: Cinclus cinclus
Lineage: Eukaryota; Metazoa; Chordata; Aves; Passeriformes; Cinclidae
Gene: CHCHD4
Product: coiled-coil-helix-coiled-coil-helix domain containing 4
Exons: 3
Coding region: 91-501 (136 amino acids)
Biological process (GO): protein import into mitochondrial intermembrane space
Cellular component (GO): mitochondrial intermembrane space
Molecular function (GO): protein-disulfide reductase activity
Source: RefSeq, a predicted model, not a curated record